AGGAAGUGCUCUCGCUUUUGGGACGACACUUCCUGACUUUAGCCCCCUUUCGUUUCCUGACAGCCGCCGUCGUCCAGGACCAAAGACCGCUGAGGGCUCCAGUCAUGUCGGCAGCUGCUCCGGGGACCAGCAAGGCGGCUCACAGCGAUGUGGCCCCGAAGAAAAAGAGGGGACCCGGUGCCCUGGCUACUGCUUACCUGGUCAUUUACAACGUUGUUAUGACGGCGGGGUGGCUGGUGAUAGCUGUGGGUCUGGUCAGAGCUUACCUGGCCAGAGGCAGCUACCACGGGCUCUACUACUCCAUAGAGAAGCCACUGAAGUUCUUUCAGACCGGAGCUAUUCUAGAGAUACUGCACUGUGCUGUAGGAAUCGUACCCUCCUCUGUGGUCCUGACUGGAUUCCAGGUCAUGUCCCGGGUCUUCCUCACCUGGGCCGUCACACACAGUGUCAGGGAGGUGCAGAGUGAGGAUAGUGUGCUGCUGUUUGUCACAGCCUGGACCGUGACGGAGAUCAUUCGCUACUCUUUCUACACGUUCAGCCUGCUCAAUCACUUGCCGUACCUCAUCAAAUGGGCAAGGUACACUUUUUUCAUCAUGCUGUAUCCUAUGGGAGUGACCGGGGAGCUGCUGACUAUCUAUGCAGCGCUGCCAUACGUGCAGAAGACGGGCCUGUACUCCGUCACCCUCCCCAACAAGUACAACUUCUCCUUCGACUACUAUACCUUCCUCAUCCUCAUCAUGAUCUCCUACAUUCCCCUCUUCCCCCAGCUUUACUUCCACAUGAUACGACAGAGGAAGAAGGUGCUGGGCCACGUAGAGGACUACAGCAAAGUGGAGUGAGCCCAACAAUAUUCAGAGGGACCUGAUCAAGGAAAACACACCAAAACAACCAACAGAAGAGGAACAAAACCAUGUCCGCUUAUUGAAACACUUAAGCCCAACCACAGUUCUCAAACUGCCAGAACUGACCUGGCAUACAAUCCAAUUAUCAAGCAACCUUAUUUUUUUACAGCUGUUGUCUGAGUUGUUUAGAUGCUCACAAAACAUGAACGAACUGCUUUCUUUUUGUUGGUUUUUGUUAUUUUUUUUAUUUAUGAACAAACUGCAGUUGCUUUUUGUUUAGACAGAGAAACUGUAUUUUGACUCGGAUACAGUUGAGCUGCCAUCUGAACGCUGAACAGAACUCAGUCACAGCGAUGCAUUGUACUGAAUGACGCACUGAUAGAAUCGAUAACUUCCUUUUAAAUGACACUAUAAAAAAAAAAAUCCCUAAUAGAUGACUCACCUCUCCCCCCAUGCAGCUCAUCUUUUGGUCUCUUUUAAGAAGCAGUUUUCCUUUAUAACAAUGUAGGAAGAAUAAUGUGAAGACUACUAGUAUUGAAACACAUUUGUAGAUUUUACAUCUGCAGUGUGCUUGUUGGUAUAAACUGUCCAGAUUUGUAAAUUGUUGUUUUUGGUUUUUUUUUCUUAAAUUAAUUUCAGAUUACAUUCAUAAUUUAGUUCAAUAAACCUUUUUCAUUCUGUG
Molecule: messenger RNA, 1524 nt
Organism: Thunnus maccoyii (southern bluefin tuna)
Lineage: Eukaryota; Metazoa; Chordata; Actinopteri; Scombriformes; Scombridae
Gene: hacd2
Product: 3-hydroxyacyl-CoA dehydratase 2
Exons: 7
Coding region: 105-839 (244 amino acids)
Biological process (GO): sphingolipid biosynthetic process; very long-chain fatty acid biosynthetic process; fatty acid elongation
Cellular component (GO): endoplasmic reticulum membrane
Molecular function (GO): 3-hydroxyacyl-CoA dehydratase activity
Source: RefSeq, a predicted model, not a curated record